Molecule: messenger RNA, 3250 nt
Organism: Ananas comosus (pineapple)
Lineage: Eukaryota; Viridiplantae; Streptophyta; Magnoliopsida; Poales; Bromeliaceae
Product: trichohyalin
Exons: 14
Coding region: 215-3019 (934 amino acids)
Molecular function (GO): protein binding
Source: RefSeq, a predicted model, not a curated record
GUAACGCAGCAAAUGAUCUUGCCCGUUGGAUCUCCAACCAACGGUCUCGAUGGAACGAACCUCUUCGAGGCCCCGGGCGACGCUCGCACGCAUCACGAAGCCACGACCGGAGAUGCUCUACCCCUAUCACCCCUAACCUCGUCUUCGUCCUCCUCCCUCCCGUCGCCGCUCUUCGUCCAUUAACGCCCCGGCCCGAGCGCUCGAAGGUCCUCCAAUGGCGGACGCCGCAAUCGACGCGGCGAGGGAGGUGGCUCCGCCGCCGCCGCCGAAGGCCUCGGAGCGCGAGAUCCGACCCUCCGCCGCCGCCGCCCCCUCUGCCUCCUCCGCCUCCUCCUCCGCUUCCGCCUCCUCCAAUCCCGACAUGGAGGCGCCGCCGCCGAAGCCCCGCCGCUCCAUGGCGUCGUCGGACCCCAAGAGCGAGAUCCAAGCCGUCGCGCGGAAGCUCGCCGACCAGCCCGUAGAGAAUCCCGACAGCGCCGUGUGGGCCGUGCUCACCGCCAUCUCAAAGAGCGCUCGCAAACGUCCCCAGGGAAUGAAUAUACUUUUGAGGGCGUCUGAGCACUGUUUGGGCCGAACAGUGGAGGACAAAAACUUCCGGAUACCUAUAAUGCCCGUCAGUGGAAAUCAUUGUAGGAUCUUUAAGGAUCCAGCAGCAGUUCAAAAUGGCGAGCUAAAUACCACCUCACAGCUGCCAGUUUUCCUGAAGGACACAAGCACUAACGGGACGUAUCUCAACUGGACAAAGCUCAGAAAAGAUUCUCCUCAAGCUAGGCUUCAUCACGGAGACAUUAUAUCUUUUGUUGCUGCUCCUCAUUGUGAUAGUUCCUAUGCAUUUGUGUAUCGUGAAGUUCGUGGAGUCACUUUUCCACAGAAUGGAAAUACAGUAUUAAAAAGAAAGGCAGAGGAGAAUGCUGCUGAAAGCAAGAGAUUUAAAGGUAUUGGAAUUGGUUCUCCUGAUGGUCCUGUUUCCCUAGAUGAUGUCCGAAGCCUUCAGAGAUCUAACACGGAGCUUAGGCAGCAAUUGGAAUCACAUGUUUUGACAAUGGAGAUACUGCGGAGUGAAAACCGUGCAUCAGCAGCUCGGCAUGAAAAUGAACUGAAAGAGCUGAAGGAUGUUGUUGCCAAUUCUUAUCUCGAUCAACUCAAAGAGCUGCAACAUGAGUUGGAUGAGAAUAAGAAGGAAUUAAAUUCACGUAACACGUCAAAUUUGGAACUACGGAACUCCAUAAAAGAUCUUAAUGAAAGGCUUAGUGCCUUAAAGCAAUCACGUGUUGAUGCUGAUGAGAUAAUUCAGAGUCAGAAAGCUACUAUAUCCGAACUCGAGGUACAGUUAAAGGAAGAAAGAAAUAUGAGAAGAGAGGAGAGGGAAGACGCAGAAAAAGAUCUGAAAUUAGCCUUACAGAAAGUCCAAGCUGAGGCUCAAGAGGAAAUCAAGCGACAAAGUGAUGUUUAUCUGCGACAACAGAGAGAACAACAAGAAGUCAUCAAUAAAUUGCAGGAGUCAGAGAAAGAUGUCCGUUCCCUUGUGGGAGCAUUGAGAUCCAAGCUGGAAGACACUAGGGAGAGCCUUGUCGCAUCUGAGAAGAAAGUCAGGCAAUUAGAAGUCCAACUUCAUGAUGAGCAACUUGCCUCUGCAAACAGCAGAAAAAGAUCAGAAACACUGGAGUCUGAAUUGAAAAGCCUGAAGGAUGAACUCGAAAGUGAGAAGCAGGUAGCCAGGGAAGAAGCAUGGGCAAAGGUCUCUGCCCUUGAGCUUGAAAUAGCUGCUGCAAUUCGUGAUCUCUCAACUGAGAAACAGAGGUUCCAAGGAGCCAGAGAAAGAAUUAUUUUGCGAGAGACCCAAUUACGUGCUUUCUAUUCAACAACAGAGGAAAUUUCUGCUUUGUUUGCAAAGCAGCAGGAACAGCUGAAGGCCAUGCAGAAAACCUUGGAGGAUGAAGAGAAUGAUGAGAAUGCAUCCUUUGGUAUAGAUAUGAAUGCACCAUUGUCAGGAAACAUGAGACUUGCCCAUGCCUUUCAAAAAGAAACUGCUUCCCUCAACAGUAAAAGAGAAGCGCUUGCAGCUUCCCCAAACAAGGAGCAGGCCAGCCGCAGUAGCACCAGUCAUGACGAUGAUAACGUCAGCAACACAGAGAAGCAUGACUGCCUUGGAAGCCAAGAGGGCAACACUCAAGACCUAGAAUGCACGAGUUCUGAGAGAUUUUUCAAGGGGUUCGGUUCAGAUAUCGAAGCAGUUCCUGCUGGGGAGCCGACUGACACUGAGCGAGUACUUGGGACGGAAAGCCAAGUUGGCGAAGGUGGCUUUUGUGAGAAGAUACGUGUCUUGCAAAAAUGCAACAAUACCGAAGGAGAGACUAUGCAGCUUGAUGAUGAAACCCAGUUUCAAGAUAAAGAAGAAACCCAGCUCCAAGAAAAGGCUGAAACCCAGCUCCAAGAAAAUGCCGAAAUUGCUGGGAAGCUCGAAGAUCCAACCAAUGGUAGUAUUGGUGGUUCUCAGUCAAGAAUUGAAGACACGCAGAAUAACACAAUAAGAACUGCCGAUCUCUUGGCUUCGGAAGUACCAGGUAGCUGGGCAAUGAGCACUGCUCCAUCUGUUAACGGGGAAAAUGAAUCUCCGAGGAACACAGGAGAAAAUGAUAAUGGCGAUGGUGAGAAUACUGCUGCUGCCGCUACUCUAUUGCUGUGCUCUGAAGUUCAAGCAGCAGGGAGUCAGAGUCAUAGUAUCAACGGAGCCACCAAACUAACGAAGGACCAAGAAGCUUUGAAUGCCAUGAUAGCUAUAGUUGCUCCCGACUUUGGGCAGCAGUUAGAAAGUGAGGGAGGGAAGAGCAAUUCCAUGUCUGAUGCCGAGACAGAGGAAGGCGACAAUGACGGUGAUGCCACCGACGACGACAGCAAUGCUAAGAAGGGCAGUGAUGUCAAUGAUGAUGAUGAUUAUGGCGAUAAUGCAGGAGAUGAUAAUGAUGGCGAUGGCGCAGGAGAUGGUGAUGAGGCCAUGAUAGAAGAUUCUGUUGGAUGAGUAAAUAAAUGUUCUUCAACUGAUAAUGGUGUAUUGGUUUCCGCCAAGUUCUGCUGUAGAUAUUGUUAGUUUGCUUUCUUUGUUGUCCUCCUUUUUUAACCUUCUUUUUAUGCGUUUAGUCUAAUUUGGAUGUGAAAGGGUUGUAUUUAAUUUUUGCUAUCAUCCAAUGCUUCAAAUUUUCAAUUGCUUGCUCUGGCAAUCAAAAGAAAGGGGGAGGGUGCUUUCUUUUUA